Messenger RNA from Hippopotamus amphibius kiboko, 285 nucleotides. Its product is annotated as protein FAM136A-like. The record is from RefSeq and is a predicted model, not a curated record. The coding region runs from base 1 to 285 and encodes 94 amino acids. The transcript has a single exon. NCBI's taxonomy places the organism in Eukaryota, Metazoa, Chordata, Mammalia, Artiodactyla, Hippopotamidae. Gene Ontology annotation, cellular component: cytoplasm.
AUGGCGGAGCUGCAGCAGCCCUGGGUGCAGGAGGCGGUGGACUCCGUGGUGAAGAGUCUGGAGAGAGAGAACAUCCAGAAGAUGCAGGGCUUCAUGUUCUGGUGCAGCGCCAGCUGUUAUGAGGACAGCCAGGCGUGCAUGCAGCAAGUGCACCAGUGCUUUGAGCUCUGCCAUGCACCUCUGGCUCAAGCCCAGGCCUGCGUGACCAAGUGUGUGGAUGACCACAUGAACCUCAUCCCUACCAUGACCAAGAAGAUGAAGUCUCUCUCAUCCAUUAGGAAAUAG